AUAAACAAUAAGAAGAAGAAUAAAUAAAAAAAGAUAAAGGGAGAAAGAGAAAAUCAAAUAUGACGAUUACGAUCGAUAUAAAAGCCUAAGAAGAAUUGAUCAAGAAUUAAUCGAUGAUAAAUAUCGAUAAUAUCGAAGCGGCCUCUCGCAUUUCAAAGUGAUACCGAAUUGUUUGUCUAAAUAAUCGCUGAAGAUGAUUAAAUACUAACAUUCAAGGCGGCCCCAUAAACCGUCAAUUUCAUAACACAUUUUAAUUCCAUGUCGACUUUUGCUUCCUCCUCUUACCCCUCUUUCCUGAAACUUCAUCAUCUCCCUCCUCUCUUUCUAUGAGAUAAAGAGAGAGAGAGAGAAAAAGAGAGGGACGAGUUUAACAAAGAAGCGGUUGGAAGUUCACGUUGAAUCAAUCGACUUAUAUCUCGUGUGCUCAACGCAGUAGAGCGUGUGUAGAACUCGUAAAGUGAAUCCCACGGCCAAAAAGUAUUCGCCAGGACUCCAUCUACCCCUCCCAAUCCUUUUUUCCCACCUAUCCCUGCCAAUUCUUUUUGAGCUCGUAACAGAAGUGAAAAAGAAAAAGAGAGAGAGAGAGAGAGAGACCUUUGAGAAGAAACUAGAACGCCCAAUUCGAAGUUUACCGAUCAAACUAUUCAAUCAGCAAGAAGCAGCAGCAUCCCUUCUUGAUAUUCUUUCAUAAAGUUCGAUAUACCGCAUUCGAUAUACCUAAUGCAUUCUUCAAUUUAAAAGUGACAUUAAUCAGAUAUAAGAUAUAUUCUAAGAGAAAUUGUGAACAUUGAAAUUAAAUUUAAUAAGGAGUCGCAGAAAAUGAUAAGCACGUUUCAAGGAUACAAAGAAGAUAUAUAUACUUGAAGUUUUGAUUAUAACAAAAAGACAAUUUAGAAAUGAAAAUAUAAGAGUACAUAAAAAUAGUAUUGUCUAUGAAACGUAAUUCUAUACGAGCUCUAAAGUACCUAAAGUAUUUUAAAAGUGGAAAAAUAUACGAUAAGAAUAAUCACAUCUACCUUUGUUUUUUCUUGCUCGACACAAAUUUAUUAUAUCUUUGGUAAUAGAUUAGAUUUCUUACCUUUGCAUUUGAAACGUGCGAAGACGUAACUCGUACAAUACGAGAACGCCUAAUAACAGGAAAAAGGGAGGAGAACCUGUUUACGAUUCGAAGAUAUUUGUGCGAGUCCUUUCGUUGCGAUAUCGAGUAACGUAUUCAAGGAUUGUCACUAAAAAGAAAUUGAUGUUACAGUAGUAAAUCAGAUAAGGUGAAAUAGGGGAAAAAGAAAAAGAAACAAGAAGGAUUGAAGUGAGAGAAAGAGAGGGAAAAAGAGAAAUAGGGAGAGGGAGAGAGUGAGAGAGAGAGAGAAAGAGAAAGAUUUGGAAGACGUUGACCCUCAACGAAACGAGGAGAAUCAAGCUUGGUAAAGUCGGCCCUGAAUGUUUUGACGCUGAGUGGUGCUAGGGUGCCGAGGUGGGGGGCACGUGGUCUUGCUGCCUGCCGUGCGCCGGCGGCAGCGGGGGUGGGGGUGGCGGUUCUGUCUCGGGGGCCACCCCCGAAGCCAAGAAAGGCGUCGUCUUAUCGCUCAAGCCUCACCAACAAUAUCACCAUCAGCAGCAGCAGCAACAACAUCAGUACCAACAACAUCAAUAUUCUCAACAACAUCAAGAGAAACAACAAUUACAAUAUCAGCGACAGGAUUCCAACGAGAAGAAAUCUUCCCAACAACCAAAAGUUCAGGAUCAACAAAAUAAAAAUCAACAGAAACAAACGAUUUCCACGGUGGAUUCGAAAGACCGUGCACCUUUAGGUGAACUUGAUGAAGAUCUCGAUGAUUUUGAUGACGAAGAGGAAAAGGAAUGCGAACUGAGAACCGAAGAGGAAGAAUUCGGAAGAGAAGGUGGUACGCAACACCGAUUGAGUCCAAGAUUACACGAUAUCGAAGAAGAGGACGAUGAAGAGGGUCGCAACACACGUGAAAGGCCAUACCAGAAGAAAUCACCAACGCCGAGUGGCGGCGGAAGUGGUAGCAGAACUGGUUGGCGUUCUCGCAGGAGCGUCACAACAUCAGGUGCCCCAGGGCAUCAACACCACGUGAUCGCCAGUGCUGCCGCUACGGCGCAGGCAAGAAUGCAGGCCGAACAGGGGAGUAUCGGCGAAUUGAGGGGUUACCACAAUCUGCGAUCCCGCAGACAUACUUUGGCGAACGUUCGUUUCGACGUCGAAAAUGGAGCAUCGACGUUGGACGGUGGAGCCGGUGGUGGUGGAGGGGCCUCCCCAAGUGCAGGGUUGGUUCUCCAAACGCUACCACAAAGAAGGGAGAGUUUCCUUUAUCGGAGUGACAGCGAUUUUGAGAUGUCACCGAAGUCGAUGUCUCGAAACAGUUCCAUUGCCAGUGAAAGGUUCAAAGAGACAGAGCUUCCUGUCGAGCGAGCGAUAUUUACCGAACAGUACAGUCAUGGCGAGGAUCUCAUUGUUACACCGUUUGCGCAAAUACUCGCUUCUCUUCGUGCGGUUCGGACCAAUUUCUUAUCACUCACGAAUGUCCCACCGAACAGAUCACGAAGGAGUAGUGGGGCGCAGGGUAGCAGUACGCCACAGCCACGAAUCCUUGCACCCGGUGAAGAGACCUAUAUAAAAUUGGCCGUGGAAACGAUGGAAGAAUUGGAUUGGUGUUUGGACCAACUGGAAACUAUUCAGACUCAUCGAUCCGUAUCCGAUAUGGCCUCCCUUAAGUUCAAGAGAAUGCUGAACAAGGAACUCCUUCAUUUCUCGGAAUCGUCCAAAUCCGGGAAUCAAAUAUCUGAAUAUAUCUGCAACACUUUCCUUGACAAACAGCAGGAACUCGAUUUGCCAUCUUUGCGGAUCGAAGAUGCGGUUGCAGCGGCCGGAAGUGUGGACGCACGUGCUGCCAAAAAGAAAGACAGAGUACAGAGGGGUCCAGCUUCUAUGUCGCAUAUUAGUGGCGUUAAAAGGCCACUUACGCACACAAAUAGCUUCACGGGAGAAAGAGUACCUCCUUAUGGAGUGGAGACCCCAUACGAGGAGGGACUUGGCAAGUUAUUGUCGGACAUCGAUAAGUGGGGUAUCGAUAUCUUCAGGAUAGGCGAGCUCAGUAAUAAUCGACCUCUCACCUGCGUCGCGUAUACAGCCUUCCAAAGUCGAGAUUUAUUGAAAUCAUUGGCAAUACCGCCGAAAAUCUUCGUUACCUUCAUGAUGACACUUGAGGAUCAUUAUGUGAAGGAUAACCCCUUCCACAACAGUCUUCAUGCCGCCGAUGUGACCCAAUCCACUCACACACUACUCAACACACCUGCCCUCGAGUCUGUGUUUACGCCGUUGGAGAUUACAGCGGCUUUGUUUGCGGCCACAAUCCAUGACGUGGAUCAUCCCGGGCUAACGAAUCAGUUCCUUAUCAAUUCGAGCUCUGAGCUCGCUCUGAUGUACAACGAUGAAUCCGUAUUAGAAAAUCACCACCUUGCGGUGGCAUUCAAGCUUCUGCAGAACGAAGGUUGCGACAUCUUCGUGAACAUGACGAAAAAGCAAAGGCAAACAUUGAGGAAGAUGGUAAUCGACAUGGUCCUAUCGACUGACAUGUCGAAACACAUGUCCCUGUUGGCCGAUUUGAAGACGAUGGUGGAAACGAAGAAAGUCGCUGGUUCUGGAGUAUUAUUGUUAGACAAUUAUACGGAUCGCAUACAGGUGUUGGAAAAUCUCGUUCAUUGUGCUGACCUAUCUAAUCCAACUAAACCAUUGCCACUCUAUCGACGAUGGGUGAGCCUGUUGAUGGAGGAGUUCUUCCUUCAGGGUGACCGAGAACGUGAACAGAACAUGGACAUCAGUCCAAUGUGCGAUAGGCACAGCGCAACUAUCGAAAAGUCGCAGGUCGGCUUUAUCGAUUACAUCGUGCAUCCCCUUUGGGAAACCUGGGCCGAUUUGGUGCAUCCCGAUGCUCAGGAAAUUUUGGAUACAUUGGAGGAAAAUAGAGAUUGGUAUCAGUCGAUGAUUCCACCCUCACCGCCGUCCGACGACCAACAGCAGCAACAGCAGCAGCAAGGUGGAAACGAUCAGGAUAAGAAACAUUUUCAAAUGACUUUGGAAGAAGGUGACGAGAGCGGAGAAACGUUGGAAGGUAAUGACGGUGAUGACGAUGGUGGUAAUAAUGGUAACAGCGGCGGCGACAGAGGAGGUGGCGAAGGCGGUGGUGAGACAACAUUUUCGUGUGGGGACGCGGGCGUUGAUAACGAUGAUAACGCAGCAGAUGCUGGAAUGUGACGGAGGCUCGCCGGUAUCUGCAAGAAACUCCACGAGAAGGUUCAGCAGACUUGGUGGCGCGUGCGUCAGUGACACGAGCACGAGCAGGAUCCGCGUUGGCUGCAGGUCGCGGUGUUGCUCUGCUGUCGAAAGCGACGACGAUGAAGUGAUCAUCCUUGUGUCCUUGGAAUUCUAAGUACGCUCGAAGCUGCCUAGACUGAUAACAUAGAGAGAGAGAGAGAGAGAGAGAAAGAGAGAGAGAGGGCUAGGCUUAGUCAUUUGCGAUGACCAAAGAUGAUGGCUUGGCCAAGACUGCAUAGUGCCAAAUUUCUUGGCACUGAAAAGGAGAGAAUGGCAAGAAGAAGAGUAAUUACAAAAAAAAGAAAAAGAAAAAUGAAAAAAAAAAAAAGAAAAAAAUGACCAUCACUACUCUCCCCCUUGUUACUCGCCCUGGGUUUUAUUUUUCUUGUUGUUGUUACCAACACUGGAAAAAGCAACAGCAACAUUAACAACAAUAACAGCAGCAGCACCACCACUACCAAUACCAAUACCACCACCAUCACCACCACCACCACCACCACUAACACCAACAUCACCGCCGUUGUCUAUCGUCGCUCAAAGAUUUAAUAUAACGUGACGAUGACAGUUCCUUGUCGACAAAUCAUCCUAAAAAAGCGAAAUGCUCUCUCUCUCUUUCUCUCUCUCUCUCUCUUCUCUCUUUCUUCUCCUGUCUUUCUUUUCCUGUAUUUUCCUGUCUCUCGUACGCGAAAGUUACGGAUCGUUCGUGACUUAUCUUUUCGGGCUGGAUUAGAAUGAAAGAAGAAGAAAAAAAAGAAGAAGAAGAAGAA
This is a messenger RNA of Polistes dominula (European paper wasp), 5100 nucleotides long. RefSeq names its product phosphodiesterase dunce (gene dnc). Gene Ontology annotation, biological process: signal transduction. The record is from RefSeq and is a predicted model, not a curated record. Gene Ontology annotation, molecular function: 3',5'-cyclic-nucleotide phosphodiesterase activity. NCBI's taxonomy places the organism in Eukaryota, Metazoa, Arthropoda, Insecta, Hymenoptera, Vespidae.